AUCAACAACUCAUCCAAAUACAACAGCUACCAAUACAACCACCAGUCGGACAACAACUACACCUAUCACUACCAUCUCUCCAACAAAACCUUUUAACAACACCCACAACUCUUCUAAAUACAGCAAACCCCAUCACAUCCACUAGUCUAACAAUGCCCAGCAACUUGAUAAGCACAUCUCCAAAACCAACUACAGAUGCUUCCACUACAAGAACAACCAGCACAACCAUUAAUUCUACAACCACCUUUUCAACAUCAAAAACUCUUCCAAAUACAACUGCUACCAGCACAAACCCUGGUCUGCCACCAAAUAAAUCUAUUGCAACCAUCUCUCCAACAUCAGCCACAAUUCCACCAAAUACAGAAAUCCCCAUCAAAACCACUAGUUCAACAAUGCCCAUAAUCCUAACAACCACCAGUAAAUCAACUACAACUACAACAUCAACCAGCACAACCACAGCUCCAGCAGCCACCUCUCUAACAACACAUUCAAAUGUAACAAACUUAACUAUUCCAACAAUGGUAAUGACCACAACCAGCUUUCCACAAACACUUACAACUAAUUCAACAAUGACCAGCACAACCACAAACUCAACAACAACACAAACCAGCACAAGCACCUCCCCAAUAACAACAGCUACUACUCCAACAAAUACUAUGUCAGUUACCACAACCACCUCUCCAAGAACAUCUACAUCUUUUUCAAUAACAACCAGCAAAAUCACCAUUCCAGGAACAACUACAGCCUCGCAAGCAGCCACCAGCAUAACCACCUCUUCACAAACAAGUCAACAACCAACAAACUCACCAGCAUUUGCUCAAGCAGUGGUCAGGAUGCAAUCUGUCACUAAUCUAAGUGACAAUGAAAUCAUUAUCUAUAUAGAGGAGUUUUCCAAACUCAUCCAGGCUAACGUUAAUAAGAACAUUAAGAUGACGGUAAAAAAGAUUCAAAAAGUCUCACCUUAAAGAUCACCUGCAAGAACCAGCCAAUUCUUCUUUUCAUAAAUGACUGCUAAUUUUUGCCAUUUUUUUUAGAGGUCACAUUUUCUUUUAUUUAUAAUUUUUGUAUGUGCAUUUCCUGGUGGAGAGGUGUCAUUUUAUCCACACAUGUUUUGCAAAGCACAGUUUGAAUUGAGAGAUGCUGAUUGCUAGUAACUAAAAAAAUAAUUAUCAUUUGGAUAAGAAGAUAUAUUCAUUCUAUCACAUAUAGUAGACAAUGUACCAUAGUUUAUGAUUUUUUUCAAACAGAAACAGUUAAUGAAAGAAAUACUAUAUGGUGACUAUGCUUGACAAUUAUUUAUGAACUUUUUAACAAAAACUUUUUUUCAUUGUAAUUUCUUUUAGUUGGUGUAGUCUCACUGUGUGGCAAA
This is a messenger RNA of Silurus meridionalis, 1369 nucleotides long. RefSeq names its product cell wall protein DAN4-like. Lineage: Eukaryota; Metazoa; Chordata; Actinopteri; Siluriformes; Siluridae. The transcript is spliced from 4 exons. The record is from RefSeq and is a predicted model, not a curated record. Bases 153 to 965 code for a protein of 270 amino acids.